GUCUCGUUCAGCACUCAAUCGACCAUAACAUGAGCAGCUUUCUUUUCAGAAGAGUCUGGUGUAGACCAGCGGCCCUGUAUACACGGCGUCCAGUCACGCCCACAACGUUAAAUCGCCACAGACCUCCCUAUCCAUGCCGAAUACACUCCUACACUUCAUCCGCAAAGGGUCCUACAUCUGCUGAACACCCGCCGGAAUCGCCACUAACAGACCAGCUGGACGCCCUGCUCUCCGGCAACCAGUAUGAGCAGCUCUCGGGACCAAACAAACAAAAGAUCUAUGAUACCUUUGCUCAACACACCGCAGAUGGAGGGGCUGUCCCCGAUCAUCUCGGCUACUACAUAGUCUCCGUACUGCUAACCCCCCGAUUCCCCGGCGAUGCGGAGUUCCCCGACCAGGUACCAGACGCGGACAAAGAGCUGGCUCUUCGCGUGCUAGACUUCCUCUCGCUGCAGGGCACCCCGGUAUUGACAAUGGGCGUCUUCGCCAUGCUCUACCAGGCGGCUGCUUUUUCCCCGCCGCAGCCUAGCACUGGCACUAGCGAUACCACCACCACCACCGCAACAAACAGCUCAAAAGAUGAUCUCAGAAACAACGCCACCCUCCGCAUCUCGCGGAUAAUCAACGCCCUCCACCUCCCGUACCACCCUGACGACGCCCGAACUUUGAUGACCAUGUUGUUCCAGAACGAGGACUACGAAUCCUUCUGGAAGCUGUGGCGCCGCAUCCCGCUCCGCGGGGAGCCGCGCAUUGCGGAGGACUACCUCAUGCUGUUCAACUUGCAUGCGAAGCUAAGCGACCAGCGUCGCGUCGAGGAGUGCGUGCUGACCUGGUUCCCGAUGAUGGAGCGCGAGGACGUCUCGUUCGAGGCUUUGGACGGGGAGAUCGCGCGGGCGGUCGCGCGGUGUAUUCUGGUUGUGGAGCCUUAUAUGUGGCAGAAAAGAGCUGGGGGGGAAACGAUGGGUUUGUUGGGGAAGAUUUGGGAUUUUGUUGUUGAUCUGGUUAAGCCGGAGUUGUUGGGGGGAAGGUGGCGGAGUGUUAGAUGAGCUUGGUGGAGUGGGUGGGUUGCGUCGGAGGCUGAGUUGGGAUUCAUCAGGUGUGAUGUGUGGUUUGCCUGUGGCAGUUGAGUGGAUGGGUUUGUCGUCUGAGUACUGAAAGGAAGCGCCCGAAUCUCGAAUCCAUCUGUGUGGUGGUUGGAGCUGAUAUCUGACGCGUAGACUGCGGAAAAUAUCAGCUAGUCGGGACUCCAGGGCUCCUGCAGGGCCUGUGGGCUUUGGGUGUCAAUAGAUCGUGCACAGAUGUCCAUUCAUGCAUCUUUGAAAGCGCACUCGUUUGGUGGGAUGACGUCAGUUGUUGUCGCAGUAGCACUGAGCACCGAGAUUGUAAAGAGAACGAUCAAUCUUAGCCAUGCGCGACAACUGACGAGAUAUCA
Aspergillus saccharolyticus JOP 1030-1 is the source of this 1432-nucleotide messenger RNA. RefSeq lists its product as uncharacterized. Lineage: Eukaryota; Fungi; Ascomycota; Eurotiomycetes; Eurotiales; Aspergillaceae. Gene Ontology annotation, cellular component: mitochondrion. The record is from RefSeq and is a predicted model, not a curated record. Gene Ontology annotation, biological process: mitochondrial proton-transporting ATP synthase complex assembly; mRNA stabilization; mitochondrial gene expression. The coding region runs from base 30 to 1046 and encodes 338 amino acids. The transcript has a single exon.